This is a messenger RNA of Dreissena polymorpha, 930 nucleotides long. RefSeq lists its product as uncharacterized. NCBI's taxonomy places the organism in Eukaryota, Metazoa, Mollusca, Bivalvia, Myida, Dreissenidae. Bases 1 to 930 code for a protein of 309 amino acids. The transcript is spliced from 3 exons. The record is from RefSeq and is a predicted model, not a curated record.
AUGCAGAGGAGAUGUUGCUCAAGGCGGUCGCUAACUGAGGAGUUGGUGAAUGAAUCUACCCAAGCGACAGCCAGAGAUAAUCAGGAGGCAGCUAAUGCUCUACUCAACUUGGGCAGCGACUUGCCAAGUUUCAGCGAAAAAGGAAUGAACACAGAGCCAGAUCCUCUUCUACAGAGCUUUGAAGAGUUGCAACAGGAUUACAACAGACUACAGCAGGAGUACCAACAUCUAUUAGAUGAAAAUGCCAGGCUUAAUCAGGAAAUAAGGGACAGCAAGUUCACAUACACAAACUUGAAGAGUAGUGAGAUAAGAGCAUACACAGGACUACCAUCAAUGGGUGCGUUUCUUUGGGGUUUGAGUUUGGAGAAAAUUUUGAAGAACAUGCCAAAAUCAUUUCGGAAAAACUACAACAAGUGUCGAGUGAUUAUAGACGGUAGCGAGGUGUUCAAUCAAAGACCUUCCAACCUAGAUGCACUAGCCAAGACAUGGUCCAACUAUAAACACCAUAAUACUCUGAAAUUCUUAGUUGGCAUUACGCCAUAUGGUGCCAUUAGUUUUCUGCCACCAUAUUUGGGUGGAAGAGUGUCGGACAAGGAAAUCACAGAAAAGACUGGUUUCUAUGAGCUGUUGGAACCUGGUGAUCUUGUCCUUGCGGACAGAGGCUUUCUGAUAGAAGAAGAGCUGGCGAUUCGUGGUGCCAAACUUGCUAUCCCACCCUUUGCAAGAGGAAAGAAACAGUUUUCCCAGAAAGAAGUUGAAACUGCGCGACAACUGUCCAGAGCAAGAAUACAUGUAGAGCGGGCCAUAGGAAGGAUAAAGAACUUCAGAAUUUUACAACAAACAUUACCAAUCACUCUGGUCCAACACGCGAAUGACAUUUUGGUUAUAUGUGGUGCUCUGACCAAUAUCAUGCCAAAGCUUGUGAAGUGA